Messenger RNA from Paramuricea clavata, 987 nucleotides. Lineage: Eukaryota; Metazoa; Cnidaria; Anthozoa; Malacalcyonacea; Plexauridae. The record is from the annotation of a GenBank genome assembly.
AUGAUUGAUCCUGGCUCCAACAUUAACUGUGUCGGUUGUGAUUGGAUUACCCGUUUUGACACUCCUGAGUGGUCAUACAAUCUUGAAUGUGGUUCCAUCAAGACAGCUGGAGGUCAUAACUUGGAUGUCAAAGCUCGAGUUCUCCUAAAGAUUUCGUGGCCUCCAGAAAAUCCCACCAUUUCUGCUGAUCAGUGGUUCUAUAUUGUUCAUGGUAAAGAUGGUAUUAUCCUUGGUACUCCUGCCUGUCAUGCACUUGGUGUGAUUGAUGAUGACUGGCCAAUUUCUACACUACUUCAGAACCUUAACCAUCCCUCAUCAGUGAAUACCUUCGACGCAUCAGAAAACAACCCUCAGAUAUGUGACAACAAACCGACCGAAGUCGACCAUCCAGUUCCAAAUCCUCCCACGUCUGAUGAUAAACUUUUGUCUGAUUUGAAUUGGCAACCUACCUCCUGUCCUUCUGAAUCAUCAGUCAAAGUCACUUCUGUUAUUGCAAAUGGACAGAACAUUAACUAUACUGAGGACACAAAUUUCACUCCACUUUUGCAAUCUUAUAAUGAUAUUUUUGAUGACAUAAUUCUCCCGGAGAUGAAAGGUGAUUCCUUCAAGAUUAAUCUCAAACCUGAUGUUCAACCCUACGCCCAAGCGAACGCAAGAAAAAUCCCGAUUCCCUACAUGGAUCAAUUUAAGAAGCAACUUGAUGAAAUGGAACGUCUUGGUGUUACAGGUAUCUCAGUCCAUGAAGAGCCAAGCACUUGGUGUCAUCCAAUCGUUAUUGCACCUAAAAAAGUUAGUGACGAACUGAGAAUCUGCAUUGACUUCACCCACCUAAAUAAGUUUAUCCAGCGUGAAUUCCACUCAUGUAAAUCAACCUUCGAAGCUGUGACAAGCAUUCCUGUUGAAGAGCUCAAAUAUUUCAAUUCUGAAAAUGUGAUGCUCGUCAUGGCUACUGGCAAAUUCCACUGCACCCUGAGUCUCGUCCCUUAA